CCCCCCCCCCCCCCCCCCCUUUUCUACCACUCGACUGUUUACUUUUCCAGCACGAUUCAAUACACUACGCUCGUCUUAUUGACUACUUGCCCCUCUCCUCUCCUCCCAUUCAGCUCGCCUGAUUCAACACCUCCCAUUCAGCUCCAUUGCCAUCACUCGCCUCAUUCACACCCGCCUCUUCCCCCCUUUCCUCCUUUCCUCCCCUCCUCUCCUCCUUUUCACACUUAUCCGCCGUCAAUUGCACACCUUCAUCACGUCGUUUUUGUUAAUUCAUUGUACCACCCUCAACAAACAGACGUAAGUCCAUCGUCCUCUCUUACACAUCUCCACAAACAUCUUCACGAGCCGGAUCAAGGAUGACAUAGGUGGGGGAUCUACCAUCGAUAUGGCUGUGCAUGCAGCAUCUCGCUUGAAGCUAGAGAUCCCAUCCGAGAAACCAAAGAUCCUGCUAGGCAUCUUUUAUUUCAUCUCAAUGGUUUCCAGUCCUGCUUGCACGUUUCUCUGUCGCUCGCAUACCAUGGCUUCCUAUACCUGUUUUCAUUCGAUGCAUCCUAUCGUCAUGACGAUAAUUCGAGCGAUGUCCUCAAUGGACGAAAGGGCCCUUCUGGGCCAGAGAACCUUCAUGGUGUCAUCAAUUCUUUUCGUCUAUCUGCUCUCGGGUGUGGGUGCGGACACAUUUUUUUUUUUUUCAUUCUGGUCUAUGUGGUCCAGACUGAUGUGGAUCAGGGUCUUCCCGCAAGCGUUCCAUUCGUCUAAUAUCUUUCCAUAGACUCCUUUUUUCUUUGUAAGGAUAACUAAGCCCACACAGCCCCACUCUUACUCAUCCAUUCCCAUUCCCAUCUUGGCCUUCCCACCCCUUCCUUUUGGCUGCUUCACUUUCCUCCCUUUCGAUACAUUUGGCUCUCAAGCUCUGCAUCCCCUCUC
Molecule: messenger RNA, 924 nt
Organism: Gamsiella multidivaricata
Lineage: Eukaryota; Fungi; Mortierellomycota; Mortierellomycetes; Mortierellales; Mortierellaceae
Exons: 1
Source: RefSeq, a predicted model, not a curated record